This is a messenger RNA of Micropterus salmoides (largemouth bass), 3374 nucleotides long. RefSeq names its product junctional cadherin complex regulator (gene jhy). The record is from RefSeq and is a predicted model, not a curated record. Gene Ontology annotation, biological process: axoneme assembly. The transcript is spliced from 9 exons. Lineage: Eukaryota; Metazoa; Chordata; Actinopteri; Centrarchiformes; Centrarchidae. The coding region runs from base 86 to 2284 and encodes 732 amino acids.
UUUUGUUGGUUUGUUGCAGUGUUUGAAAGUUACCACAUAGAUGAUCAGCUCUUCAUGAAGCACACUGUCCACCUACAACAUAAACAUGGAGAUAGGACUCAAACAUGAAGAGGUGUGUCAAGUGUUGAAGACUGAGCAAGAGAAGCAUCCUUCUCCAAGAGGAGCAGUUCAUGCCAGCCAGUGGGACUCUGUGGAGUCCGACACUGAGAGCUUGGCCCAGGAGAGAGCUUACAAACAGCAGCAUGGAGAUGUAGAGGAUGAAGAUGCAAAUGUUGAUGAAAGUCUUCAGGUUUAUGAUAGCCUUGAAGUAGCAGCACAGCCCCAUGCCAAGAAAAACAGACUGUUACAGACUGCAUAUUCGGAUACACAAAUAGAUGAGAGAAAAGGAACAAGCCCGCUCUCUGAUGACGCCUAUUCUGACCUGCGCUAUGAUCCCAACUGGAGGACCAACCUGAAGGGGGCCGGCCGCUUCAAUGACAGUCCGCAGAUUUCCGUUGAGGAAUAUUAUCAAGUCCCUAAAGAGAAAUACAUGGUCAACUCAAGCCCAGCUCUUGUGGUGACCCAUCAUAUGGCUGACAUUGAGUCUAACCUACCGAACCGCCUUCACCCACAAGAUGGUCAGACUAGCUCAGUAACAUCUCCCCCCUGUCACAACAAUGCUUUUCAACUUAGAUUACCCAAUGCUGACUUUUCAAGGUCACCCGGCAUGUUCACUAAAAAUGAAAGUGACAACACUUUACAGAGAGAAUUCAGAGAGAAUCAUGAAAAUAGCUGUUAUAAUGCUGAUGAAAGUAUUAGCAGAUUUCCUGAGCUGACAGAGGAUAUACAUGCUGUGUACAUCCAAAAAUUUAAGCAAGACCUGAGACUCACACAAGGAAGACCCACUCAAACACAGCAAAUAAAUACGGCCACAUUGAAGAGUCCUGAGGUUUUAUUGAACAAAAAGCUAGAAAGACCCAUAGAGGACAUAGUGGAACGCAACAAAAUAACCCUGGGGCGCAACACAUCCAAAUGUGGUUCAUAUGUGAUGGUGCAUGCACUUAAGCAGGAGGUGCCUCAUAAUGUGAAGAAGGAGCAUGAAACUCUUAAGGAGACAGCCAGCACAGAAAGUCAAGAGGACAGUUCAGACCCCAAGCUGAGGUGGCUCCACAGAACACAGCAGCUGAGGGUCACCCAGAUCAGCGAAGGGGAAAAAGCCCAGCGGAAACAAUACUCCCACCGCCCUCAAAAGCAGCCCCCCGCCCCAUGGGUCAGAGCUGAACAGAGAGACUGUCUGAGCUCCCCAUUAGCAAGAACAGCUGCUGAAACUCACCCGAAACCUCUGAAGACGACUUCAUCACAGCCUUUGCCCCCCACCAUCCACCUCAACAUCAACCUCAACACUCCCUCCCAACUACUUCCAUUACUCCAGCAGAAGGGCCAGGAUGCCAUCAUCAACUCAACAUCUCUCCAUGGUUGUCCUCACUGCAGCCCUGUGUCUGAUGCUGCACUUGCAUUGUCUCCUGGAUAUCAACAAACAAAACCAGGAAAUUCCUCCCAGGUUUCUUGGAAAGGAGUAAAUGACCGCAUAAACCUGGAGAGUUCCCCUGAACAAUGGCAAAGGACCUCUGCAUUAAAGUGGCCGGAUGAGGUUCACACUAAGCACUUUCCAAGAAAUGUUCCGAGCAAACCCACCACCACUUCGUCACUGGGCCCGGGCUCUUACACAGUUCUGCCCCCUAUAGGAAAGCCAAUGACAGUAAGAGAGCCUGAGUUAAGCCCUGAUCAGAGUACGAACACAGCCUACCCCAUUCAUAGAAGCAGCUCUGAUGGAUACCUGGUUCAGAUGGAGAAGCAGAAGCAGCUGAGGAUGAGAGUCACUUACAAGGCAUAUAGUCUUAAAGACUACAAGCAGCUGAAGUCUGAUAUAAACCUGCGAGGCCUGGGUCCUGACUACACAGCAGCUGAAAAGACAGGCCAAAAAAUGAAACGACAGAGGCUUUAUUCAAAUGUGAUCCGCGAGCAGAACAAAAAGAUAAGUAGGAUUCCCUUUCUAUCGGCCAAGGACCCGGAAGGCAAUGACAAGAAAGUUCCCAGGAUGAAGGCCUUGGAAUAUGCCAAGACCAUAGCCAAACCCCCUGUACAGCCAAAACAGAGACAGAAACACCAGUCCGAAGGCUUCGCUGAUCAAGCUCCUUACUUGGAGGGCUUGGACGGGUCCCAGGCCACACUGGAAGUCCUUAGAAAACGACAUGAACAAGAAAAGCAGGAUGUGGCUCUCUUCAGAAAAGUUCAUGCGGUCUGAGGCAAGGUGUAAUUCAUGUGAGCAGUCGUGAAACCCAUGCCCAUAUGUCACAUAUAUUUGUACUCCAAGAUGUAGGACACAACGUGCUGUCUCAUAACAUCUGCUAGGCCUAGUGUCACAUCAACAAAUCAUUACUACAUACAUUUUCACACAGUUUUCAACAUCAUUAGCAAAAGAUACAGCUUUUAACAUUGUGUGUCACCAGGUCAGAUUUGAGAGAAAUGUUGAUAGAGGGUGCUGUUCUGUCAGCACCAACAGACACAGAGCUUUCACAAAGUUUCUGGUUAUAGUAGAUGGUGAAAAUAGUGAAAGCCUGGUUCUAAAAACAUGUUUUACCUAUUUUGCAACAGGAAGUUAACAUGGUUUUAGCUGAGGAACACAGGCCACUGAGUUAAGAUAGGAACUAAUAACUAUUUCCUUUAAGGUAACUAUCAAGAUUUUACAAACAAUAAAUAUAUAUAUAAAUAUAUAUAUAUUAAUGUAUGAACUCUACAAUGACACUUAUGGAAAAACAACCUUUACUAUUCACAUUGUUCCCUUUUAUUGAUGUUAUCUUCAAUGUUUUUUUGGUAACAGUUUAUGUCAUGAUGACAUUGUGUCCUGUCUUGUAGAGAUAUUAGGUUGUGAGCACUUUCGCCAAGCAAAGAAAGUACUUUGAUUGCCUCCCUCUCUGUGUGCUUUCAGUGCCUAAGCAUGAUUAUAGCAAGUGGAUAGCUAAUGUUGCACUCCUGCAAAACCCAGCUUUGGCCCUGGACAUUGAUUCCUUGUUUCUCUCAAUGUCUGGCUUCUUGGAAUGGAUUAAACAAAUAUCAAAAAUGUUUCUAGUUUGUCACCCAUAUUCUUACAGUGGUCAGUGUGCGUGCUUGAAUCUUGGCUGGAGCCACAAUAUCCAGAUUUUGGUCAGCCUGAGUGAAACAGUGUUUUUACACUCCCACCAAGACAUUAGAAAAAGUAAAAUUAGUGAAUAUGUAUGUAUCUGAUAUUUUGUGUUAUUGUCUUCACUACUGCCCUGAUGAAAUUAAGUGGCCGUAGUAUGUCACAGUGACACUGAGCAACAAUUAUACAGUCCGCUUCCAGCUAUCCCAGAACA